Molecule: messenger RNA, 1233 nt
Organism: Coturnix japonica (Japanese quail)
Lineage: Eukaryota; Metazoa; Chordata; Aves; Galliformes; Phasianidae
Source: RefSeq, a predicted model, not a curated record
CUGUUCUUACAGCACAGAAAAGUUCAUUCAAGCUGUGGAAGAAGAUAUCGAACGUGAAAAAGUUGCAGCAGAUGACAUAAUAAAAGGCAUGACUGAUGGAAGAUCAAGUUACAUAUAUGGAGAUGAAAGGCUGAGAAUGAAAAGCUGUCUGGGGAAUUAUUUGCUCAACAGCAGGAACUGGAUGCACUAAGCAUAAAGGAGGCGUCUCUGAGAGAUGAAAUAGCAAGCUCCCCUGUGAAAAUGGAGGCAGUGCAGAUGUAUGAAAAGCUUAGUGAGCUUGAAGAACGUCGGAAUCAAAUGAUUGCUGAGGAAGAGAGCAUGGAAUCUCCACAGGAGGAAAGGGAGAGAUUACUAAAACAGGUUAAAGAGGAUAAUCAAGAAAUAGCAAGCAUGGAAAGACUGCUGGCAGAAGUAAGAAAGAAAACAAACCAUUUUAAAAAUGUUAUUCAACAACUCGAUAUGGAUUUGGAGAAACAUCAAGGUGAGGAAAACUGGAAAUAUGAGGAGCUGAAGAAGAGAGAAGUAAACAUAGACAAUUUUCUGGAAACUUUUGAAGAGCUGAAGGCUCAGGAACUGGAGAGAAAGGCCCAAAAAGAAGCCAGUAUUAUUGCACUCCUGGAACACUCAAGUAGGAAUGUGAACCGUAUGAAACAAAUUUCAUCUGUUACCAGCCAAGAGCUGAAGAUUAUGCAGGAAGACCUGACUUUCAAAUCAUCUGAAAUGCAGAAGUCACAGAACACUGCUAAGUAUCUGAUUACAGAGAGUCAGAAGCUGCAAAUGGACCUGCAGAAGAUGGAACUUCUGGAGAGCAAGAUGACUGAUGAACUGGCUUCCCUUAAAGAGAGAAUUGAACAAACCACAGCUGAACUGGAAGUUUAUAAGGAUUUGCCAGCUCUGAAAGCAUCAGGAGAAGAGAAGGAAAAGAGACUACAGGAAGACAAGGAAAAAUUAACCAAACUUAGCCAUGGUUUCAAGAAAAUAAUGGAAACCUUGAAUGCAGAAUAUGAGACCCUAAAGAGAGAGCUGCAGGAGAAUGAGACAUAUUCGCAGGUACAGCUCGAGCUACAAAUCUUCACUUCUGUUGUUUAUAUCACUGUUUCAUUCCCUCAUACACAUGAAGCAUUGUAUGAACCGAAUGAGUUUGUUCCUCCUCAGAAAGAAUUAAAAGAAUGCAUUGAAAACGCACAGCUGAAUUUUCUGAUUUUAAACAGAAAUUGAUACUGUGCUGAUAAA